AUGUCGUCUUCUGAUUCCAAUAAGUCAACCGGGUGGCCAAGCUGGCUGAAGGCUUGCGUUGUGUGCCUUCCGAAGAAAUCUGAGAGGCCGACUUACCCCGAGUUCCACGCCGUUUCAUACAACAAUGCUCAGUCGGGACCGGAGCCCUACAUGAUGGGAGCUCUCCCUGAGAGAAUCGUACGCUCUGAUAGGACUGCUAGAGUUGAGUAUGGCCGAAACGGCCAGGUUUCAACCAAGGCCCAGCGCCCUCAACAUCUCUCAGCGAACCAGAGCCAGGGCACGCUAGCCAGGCCUGGAACAGCCUCAUCCGCUAACACAACAGGCCAACGCUUCCCCGUUAAUUCUGGUAAUGUAUACGGUAAUGGAAAUGCUGAUCCCCGGGACCGCUGGUCUAAGGCUUACCUCACGCCGCACCAGCUCUCGGAAUUGCUGGACAACAUCCACGCUACGCUCGCACACAUCCCCUACGCGAUCUGCGGGCUCGCCGCGCUCAACGACUACGGAUACUUCGCUCGGAGGUUGAACGCCGUGAGCCUGGUAUGCCCGACCUACGCGAAAGACAACGUUCACGGGUGGCUCAGGACCAAGGGCUACGACACGUACGACGACUACUUCGGGAUCCCGGUCGGCGAGCGCGGGUACGGCGGCGAAGGGGCGACGGUUUAUCGGGUGCGCGUUAAGUGGGUCAACGACGAAGGGUUCGCGAAGCUCGAGAGGGUCAAGUCGAGCACGAGCGACGCGUGGGUGCUCGGCCUCACGGACCAGAUCGACUAUGCCGCGAUGGGGUUCAUGCACCAACUCGGCCAAGUCGAGGAGCUGAAGGCGAAUGCGAAGAAGCAGGAGGAGGGCCCGACGCAGGCACAGGCGGUAGCGAGGGCCGAGUCAAGGCUUCGCAUGGCGGCGCAGGAUAUCCUCUGGUGUCUAGACAAGGCGGCGCGAACGCGCCACCGCCUCGACCCGGAGGCCCUCCCCACGCUGCUCGGCGAGGAGUGCUGGACCGCGUUCACGACGCGGUUCGAGCGCGCGAGGACGGAGAUGGCGCGCGCGGGCAUCGACGUCGCGGCCGUGCUGCGCCGCCACAGGGACGCGAGGGAGGUCCGCGACCACGAGGAUAUGCUGCGCCGGUUCGGCUUGGGACAGGAGCGGCUGGUUACGAGACAGCCGACCCCGUUCGAGGGCAUGCGGACCUUGGCUAAUGCGCGCAGCGUGUAUAGUCUGGCUCAGACCCGCGAGUCGGCGGUGCCGGAGAGCCCGUUGCCGCCCCUGCCGCCGCUGCCUGUGCCUGAGCUGGCGUAUUUGGCUCGGAAGCCGUUGCCGGCUGCGCCGGGUGGUGAUAAGGGGAAGAAGGAAAAGGAUAAGGAUGGGAUUUUUGCGGGACUGAUGCUGAAGAGGGCGGGUAGUGCGAGGGAGAGGGAGCAGAGGGAGUGGAGGGAGAAGUUUCCGAAAAUUGGUAAGCCCGUGGCUAGCGGGCGGAACUUGACGACUGCGAGGAGUCGCAGUGUGAGGUCCCCGCCGCGGGAUCCCGCGCUUGUCCAGCUGCCGAGAGAGUCGGCGGAGAUUGAGAGGCCGAAUCCGGGGUGGAUUUAAGGCUUGAGAUGUCCUCUGGCUGUAAGUCGAAGGAGAUAGGGAAUAGGGGAUGAAGAGGUGCCUUCCUGAGUAAGUCUCCUAUGUAAGUUUCUUUUCAUUUUCAUUUACAAUGGCGAUAUGUUGUGUACACCAGUAGAAACUUUGAGAAUCUAGUACCCAGGUAGGUAUUUUUAUUAUAUUAGCUUUCCCCC
Molecule: messenger RNA, 1778 nt
Organism: Annulohypoxylon truncatum
Lineage: Eukaryota; Fungi; Ascomycota; Sordariomycetes; Xylariales; Hypoxylaceae
Exons: 1
Coding region: 1-1587 (528 amino acids)
Source: RefSeq, a predicted model, not a curated record